Talaromyces rugulosus is the source of this 2319-nucleotide messenger RNA. RefSeq lists its product as uncharacterized. Bases 1 to 2319 code for a protein of 772 amino acids. Gene Ontology annotation, molecular function: protein binding. The record is from RefSeq and is a predicted model, not a curated record. The transcript has 2 exons. Lineage: Eukaryota; Fungi; Ascomycota; Eurotiomycetes; Eurotiales; Trichocomaceae.
AUGGACACCUUACCAGACCUCCUGAAGGAGGCUGCCCUUAAGCUGCAUCACUCCAAACCACCUCCGCCAGAAGACUUCACAACAGACUCACUUCAAACAGAGCUGUUUAAGGAGCAGAAGUAUGCAAAACUUGCUGCCAGUCAAAAAGGGAAAAAGCCGCGACAACGCUCUACACGUGCUGACCUGAUCGAUAACCAGCAAAAAGACCAGGCUUUAGACACUAAAGAGCUACCUAGCGACUAUGUUAAAGCCUUUAAGACUGUUAUUACAAGUGAAUACAAACCAUCGUCAAAAGGACUGGAUAGUCUCACACCAAUCACUGUGAAUGAUCUCCUUGUUGGGAUCAUUCAUAGAAACAACUACAUUGUUUUGCGAACGAUCACAGACCCUGUCCGUAAAACAGGCAUCAAGACUAUCGUUGAAGAUCACGAAGGUCUGGCUGACACACUUACACUAUUCAAUGUGAACUAUGACCUCGACGAUCAGGCAUUUUUACCAAUCAACUCGUAUGUGUUGAUCCGGGCUCCAUAUUAUACCCUCGGUGUAUAUGGCUACUAUGGUGUACGGUGUGACCAUCCUUCAGAUAUUAUUAUGCUUCACCAUGAACAUAAUCUUGUCAAGCAGUUUUCAUGGCCCGCACUGCCAGAAAACAUGGACACCGUUUUGACUUGCGAAGUGUUGAAGGACCAAGGUAACACUCUCUUCAGCGAAAAAAAACACCAGUGGGCCUGUACAAAGUACACAACAGCACUACAGCAAAACGAGUCUUUGAAGGAGCAAAACCUCGACAUGUGGGUUGCGUUACAUUCAAACAGGGCUGUCUGUCGCCUCAAGAUAUUUCAAUACGAAGGCGCAAUCAGUGAUUGUGAGGAGGUAUUAAAAUGUCUUCCAAAGAACAAAAAAGCAAUGUUUUUGAAAGCGCGGGCUUUUUACUUCCUUCGACGGUUCGAUAAGUCAGCUAGAGCCUGUGAGGAUUUGAUCGCCGAGUACCCAGAUCUGGACGAAGCAAACAACCUCUUGGACGAAUGUUUGGAUCGUCUGAGGGAGUCCUCCCGGGGAGACUAUGACUUUCGUAGCAUGGAAGACAAAGCCCGUUCGGAAGACGUAGCUCGCCUAGAUCAUGCCGACUACAUUGGUCCUGUGCAGAUCCUCCAAUGCCGCGACCCUGCCAAAGGAAGGGGGCUCUUUGCGACACGAGACAUUCGCCAAGGUGAGCUUUUGCUCUGCGAAAAGGCCUUUGUGGUUACGACCGAUACCCCGAAAAGGUAUUAUUUGACUUUCAACACUGUCCGUAAGGAAGUGUUCAGCGGCCCAAGAGCUCAACUGCCUUGUCAACUAAUCCGCUUCAUUUACGACAACCCGUCCACAGCUAAUUCUAUCAUGCAACUCGACUCAGGCGGUAGAGGCAAGCGGUCCUCGAACAUCCGUUAUACACCGGAGGGCCAGCCAAUAAUCGAUGCUUUCACUGUAAGCAACAUUGUCGGCAACAAUUUGCUUGAGCUCGAAGGUGUCCCUCUAGGUUUAGAAGAGAAGGAAGAGCCGAAAGAGAAAGAAAAGGAUGAUCAGCGCGAGACAUGGGGUGGUGCAUGUGGUGUAUGGGUCAUGACAUCUCACAUGAACCACAGCUGUUUAGAAAACGUGGGCCGCACCUUCAUUGGAGACUUUGUGAUUGUCAGAGCCACUAAAGGUAUCAAAAAAGGCGAUGAGUUGUUCCAGUCGUACGCUGAUGUCACCAAGCCACUCAAGGACAGACAGUACAUCUUCAAAAAAAUGGGCUUCAUGUGCAAGUGUGCUAUGUGCAGGUAUCAGACAUACAUGUCUACAAAAGAGAACCAGGAGAGAGAAAAGGCUGUGAAAAAUUUCACAAAAUUCCAAGACGCAAGCACCAAGAAGAUCGCGAAGAUGAGCCCAGAUCUGGCUCCUCAAGUGCGGAAGCAUAUUGAUAUCAUUUUCCACACCUACUCAAACCCUGCAUUCUGCACAGAGCUGUUGAGGCCAUAUGGAGUUUUGUCCACCCUGCAGUUCACAUCUAACCAUUUGAAAGGAUGUGCCAAUAGCCUGUGCAGGAUCGUGGAGCUGGUUGCUGGAUGUGAUCCCCUCGCAGAUGAGGAAUUUGAACCCAAACUGUGGCUAUCUGAGUACGUUUACUAUUUUUUGUACUUGUGCAUUGUCUUUGACCUCCUCGAAGACAAGAAGAAUUAUGAAAAUUGUUGGAAGAAGGCGAAAAUGAUUCUAGGGAUCCUUUCUGGAGUUGGCUAUGAAUCUGCUCGAAUUGAGGAAGCGAUUCGGUGCUUUCGGCACAGCAUGCGCCUCUAUUGA